This is a messenger RNA of Aegilops tauschii subsp. strangulata, 1039 nucleotides long. RefSeq names its product rac-like GTP-binding protein 1. Gene Ontology annotation, biological process: small GTPase-mediated signal transduction. NCBI's taxonomy places the organism in Eukaryota, Viridiplantae, Streptophyta, Magnoliopsida, Poales, Poaceae. Gene Ontology annotation, molecular function: GTP binding; GTPase activity. The record is from RefSeq and is a predicted model, not a curated record.
GUCCUCCUGGGAGACCCACCCACUGAUGUUAUGUAGCAGCAGUGCUUUCACUGGAGCAAGCAUCCAGACGCACUCCAGAGACAGAGACAGAGAGGGAGAGGCUGUGGCUGACUGGGUGUGGCUGGAGAGAAGAGGAGAGGAGAGACAUGAGCGGCGGAGCGGGGGCGGCGGCGGCGGUGAGCAGGUUCAUCAAGUGCGUGGCCGUGGGCGACGGCGCCGUGGGCAAGACCUGCAUGCUCAUCUGCUACACCUGCAACAAGUUCCCCACCGACUACAUCCCCACAGUGUUCGACAACUUCAGCGCCAAUGUCUCCGUGGACGGCAGCAUCGUCAACCUCGGCCUCUGGGACACCGCAGGUCAGGAGGAUUACAGCAGGCUGAGGCCUCUGAGCUACAGGGGAGCCGAUGUCUUCAUCCUCUCCUUCUCCCUCACCAGCAGAGCAAGCUAUGAGAAUGUGCACAAGAAGUGGAUGCCGGAGCUUCGCCGGUACGCCCCCGGCAUUCCUGUACUACUUGUUGGAACCAAGUUGGAUCUCCGAGAAGAUAGAGCAUAUCUUGCUGAUCAUGCAGCUGAUUCCAUCAUAACAACUGAGCAGGGUGAGGAGCUUCGGAGACAAAUAGGUGCGGUGGCAUACAUAGAAUGCAGCUCCAAGACACAAAGGAACAUUAAGGCUGUUUUCGACACCGCAAUCAAGGCAGUUCUUCAACCUCAAAGGCACAAGGAGGUAGCCAGAAAGGAAAUUCGGACUCGCUCUAGUCGGUCAGUAAGGCGCUACUUCUGCGGGAGUGUUUGCUUAGCAUAGUCGAGAACAACAUUGUGGGGUCUUUCCUCGACAUGGGAUAGACAGUGAUGGUAGAAGCAUCUCAUUGCUAGCACCUAGACGGAACUACUAGUUCUCUCGUGCACUGUGGUGUGGACUGUGGAGCACCCUGAAUCCUUGAUGAUGUAAGAUAGGCAUCAAGUUUUGCCUCUGUAAUAAGGCAUGCUCUUGUGGAUGAUCAAAUUUGAAAUCUCCCACUCCUUGGGCAGGCUUGAAAA